AUGGCGUCUCCUCAGCAAAUCCGAACCACAACGACCGAUCUCUUGAAGAUCAACCACCCUGUCAUGCUUGCCGGAAUGAACGUCGCCGCUGGUCCGAAGCUUGCCGCUGCUGUCACCAACGCCGGAGGCUUAGGCGUUAUUGGAGGUGUUGGCUACACGCCUGACAUGCUGCGAGAGCAAAUCGCCGAACUGAAGAGUUAUCUCAAGGACAAAAAUGCUCCCUUCGGUGUUGACCUUCUGCUGCCUCAAGUCGGUGGCAGUGCCAGAAAGACAAACUACGACUACACCAAGGGCAAACUCGACGAGCUCGUCGACAUCAUCAUCGAUUCCAAGGCCUCCCUUUUCGUUUCGGCUGUUGGAGUUCCACCAAAGCACAUUGUCGAGAAACUGCACAAAGCUGGCGUCCUCUACAUGAACAUGAUCGGCCAUCCCAAGCAUGUCAAGAAGUGCCUAGAGAUCGGUGUCGAUAUGAUCUGCGCACAAGGAGGCGAAGGAGGUGGUCACACUGGAGAUGUUCCUACGACGAUCCUCAUCCCCACCGUCGUCAAGAUGUGCGAGGGCCACAAGAGUCCCUUGACCGGCAAGCCGGUGCAGGUUAUCGCUGCUGGUGGUCUCUUCAAUGGUCAGUCACUAGCGGCUGCACUCAUGCUCGGUGCCACUGCUGUCUGGAUCGGUACCCGCUUUGUACUCAGUGAAGAGGCAGGUGCUAGCAAAGCCCAUCAGGAAGCAGUCCGUACAUCUGGAUUCGACGACAACGUCCGCACCAUCAUCUUCACAGGACGUCCGCUUCGUGUGCGAAAGAACCCAUACAUCGAGAAGUGGGAGAACGAGAGACAGGCCGAGAUUAAGAAGCUGACAUCUGAGGGUGUCAUCCCUGUCGAGCACGAUCUCGAGAGCCUUGGUGAUGACCUUGACGAUGAUACCAUGGAUAACGCCCGACCUUUCCUGAUGGGCAAGGCCGCUGCUGUUGUAAAUGAGAGGCAGUCAGCCAAGCAGAUUGUUGAUGAGAUGGUUGGCGAUGCUGUAACAUGGAUCGGCAAGGGCAACAGCGCCAUUGUCAGCAAGAGCAAACUUUAA
This is a messenger RNA of Aureobasidium pullulans EXF-150, 1077 nucleotides long. Its product is annotated as NPD-domain-containing protein. Gene Ontology annotation, molecular function: nitronate monooxygenase activity. The coding region runs from base 1 to 1077 and encodes 358 amino acids. The record is from RefSeq and is a predicted model, not a curated record. The transcript has 3 exons. Lineage: Eukaryota; Fungi; Ascomycota; Dothideomycetes; Dothideales; Saccotheciaceae.